AUGCCUUAUACUUCACAAGUUGAAUUAUCGCCAAGGGCAUCUCUAUUGCAAAAACCUAAUAGUACAAUUGUAAAACGCAAAAUAAUUAUUAUACUUUCAGCUUUAGUUCUUAUAAAUAUCGCAGCAUGGAUUGCUACAGCAUUUGCAUUUCGAAAUUACCCAUCACUUAUAGGUACAGCGGCUUUAGCGUAUACUUUAGGGCUUCGACAUGCCGUAGAUGCGGACCAUUUAGCAGCAAUUGAUAAUGUAACUCGUAAACUUAUACAAUAUGGCAAAUAUUCAGUUUCAGUUGGACUCUUUUUUUCUCUUGGGCAUUCUACAAUUGUGAUAUGUGCAUCCAUUGCUAUUGCUAUAACAGCCACGGCAGUAAAAGAAAAAUUUGGAGACUUUAAAUUAAUAGGGGGAUUAAUAGGAACAUUUGUUUCUGCCACAUUUUUAUUUGUCAUUGGAAUAAUAAAUACAUUUGUGUUAAUUUCAGUCUAUCGUUCGCUCCAAAAAUUAAAACGUACCGGUGUUUUUGAAGAAGAAAACAUUGAUACAGUUUUAAAUACAUAUGGAUGCGUUGGUAGAAUAUUUGCACCGUUAUUCAAAUUCAUUGAUUCAAGCUGGAAAAUGUAUCCUCUUGGAGUUCUCUUUGGAUUUGGCUUUGACACAUCUACUGAAGUAGGAUUAUUGGGAAUUGCAGCAUUUCAAGCCAACGAAGGACUUCCAAUUUGGAUGAUAAUGUUUUUUCCAUUGCUUUUUACAUCAGGAAUGGCAUUAAUCGAUACAGCCGACGGAAUUCUAAUGUUAGGCACUUAUACUUGGGCAUUUAUAUCCCCAGUUAGAAAACUUUAUUAUAAUUUUAUUAUCACAUUGCUUUCAGUUUUAAUAGCAUUUAUAGUUGGAUUAAUAGAACUCCUCAACAUUAUCGGAGAUAAAUUAGAACUUAAAGGUCCUUUUUGGGAUUUUUUUGCAUACCUUGGAGAUAAUUUUGGUACAAUUGGUUAUUUAAUUAUUGUACUAUUUGUUCUUACAUGGAUAGUGGCGAAAAUUAUCUACAAGUUUGGUGGAUACGAACAUCUCGAAAGACAAUUAAUACAAGAUGACGCAGUAGACAAUAACGAUGUUACGAAAUCAAAUAAGGAUAUUGAUACCGGUGUUGUGACGGGGGCCGGUGUAGCUACAG
Dentiscutata heterogama is the source of this 1168-nucleotide messenger RNA. NCBI's taxonomy places the organism in Eukaryota, Fungi, Glomeromycota, Glomeromycetes, Diversisporales, Gigasporaceae. The record is from the annotation of a GenBank genome assembly.